GCUUCCGGUGUCAUGGCGGCCUGAGGUCCCGGGAGUCGGUGAGGCGGCUGCAGGCCCCUCCCUGCGGAGCCGCUGGUCCGGCGGGCGGGGAUGUGACCACGGGCCCUGCCAGCCUGCCCCGGGCGUCGUGUCAGCUCCCUCGUCAGCACCUGUGCCCACACCGAUGGCGGGGUCCGGCUGUGCGUGGGGCGCCGAGCCGCCGAGGUUUCUGGAGGCCUUUGGGCGGCUGUGGCAGGUACAGAGCCGCCUGGGUAGCGGCUCCUCGGCCUCGGUGUAUCGGGUGCGCUGCUGCGGCACGCCUGGCUCGCCCCCCGGCGCUCUCAAGCAGUUCCUGCCUCCGGGAACCACCGGGGCUGCGGCGUCGGCCGCGGAGUACGGUUUCCGCAAAGAGAGGGCAGCGCUGGAGCAGUUGCAGGGUCACAGAAACAUCGUGACUUUAUAUGGAGUCUUUACAAUCCACUUCUCUCCAAAUGUGCCAUCCCGCUGUCUGUUGCUUGAACUCCUGGAUGUCAGUGUUUCGGAAUUGCUUUUAUAUUCCAGUCACCAGGGUUGUUCCAUGUGGAUGAUACAGCAUUGUGCCAGGGAUGUGCUGGAAGCCCUUGCUUUUCUUCACCAUGAGGGUUAUGUCCAUGCAGACCUCAAACCAAGAAACAUAUUGUGGAGUGCAGAGAAUGAAUGUUUUAAACUCAUUGACUUUGGACUUAGCUUCAAAGAAGGCAAUCAGGAUGUAAAGUAUAUUCAGACAGACGGGUACCGGGCUCCAGAAGCAGAAUUGCAAAAUUGCUUGGCCCAGGCUGGCCUGCAGAGUGACACGGAAUGUACCUCAGCUGUUGAUCUGUGGAGCCUAGGAAUCAUUUUACUGGAAAUGUUCUCAGGAAUGAAACUGAAACAUACAGUCAGAUCUCAGGAAUGGAAGGCAAACAGUUCUGCUAUUAUUGAUCACAUAUUUGCCAGUAAAGCAGUGGUGAAUGCUGCAAUUCCAGUCUAUCACCUAAGAGACCUUAUCAAAAGCAUGCUUCAUGAUGAUCCAAGCAGAAGGAUUCCUGCUGAAAUGGCACUGUGCAGCCCUUUCUUUAGCAUUCCUUUUGCCCCUCAUAUUGAAGAUCUGGUGAUGCUUCCUACUCCAGUGCUGAGGCUGCUCAACGUGCUGGAUGAUGAUUAUCUUGAGAAUGAAGAGGAAUAUGAAGAUGUUGUAGAAGAUGUAAAAGAGGAGUGUCAAAAAUAUGGUCCAGUGGUAUCUCUGCUUGUUCCAAAGGAGAAUCCUGGCAGAGGACAAGUCUUUGUUGAGUAUGCAAAUGCUGGUGAUUCCAAAGCUGCUCAAAAAUUACUGACUGGAAGGAUGUUUGAUGGGAAGUUUGUUGUGGCUACAUUCUACCCACUGAGUGCCUACAAGAGGGGAUAUCUGUAUCAAACCUUGCUUUAAUCAGUAACCUAAGGACUACUGUUUUUCCACUUCCAUACCUGGAUCAUUGUAUUCUACAUCUGAAUGCAGGAGUACCCUUUUACCAUUUUAAAGGGUACUUUGUACAUUUAUUUAAUCCUGCAAAUGUGCAGUCAUUGCCCUAGCAAUGUUGCAUUACAAACAUUUGGCACCAAGUAGGACAAGACCUCUCAGCUAUACAUUGAGAGGUUGUAGAGCAUCCAUGAGGGCAGCCUUGUUUUGUGCAAUAUGGCAGGUGCUGCUCUUCCGUAUGUAACCUCCAAAGAUGUUAUUAUUUCAUGUGAUCAUGAAGCAAGGAUGAAUAGUAUGUCAUAGUGAAUAUUAACAAAUUUAAGGUUGGUGGCAUCAAUUGCAGAUUAUUCCCUUUUGUUGUCAGGUGGUUCUUAUUGUUGAAAUCCAUAACUGGCACUGGAUGCUCUAGGUAAUGUUAAGUAAUUGGUAAGCAGCAGUUACCUACUGUGUUAACACUGAGUUGUGACUUUUUUUUUUUUUUAAAGAAGUACUGUAGUACCUAUAUUCCUUUAAAGAAACUGCAGUGAGCCUAUCUGCAUUUUAAAAUUGUUAUUAAGGCUUUUAAAAUAGAAAGCUGAUGCUUGAUCUUGCACAAUUUUUAUGUCUAGUAUGUUUGCUUGAGUGAGUGUGCAGGUUGAAAGAUUAGAGAAAUUUGAGUCAGUGUCCUUUAUGGUGUGACUCUUGUGAGCUGAUACAGUCUGUACCCAUCUCUUGCCUAACUUGUUUCACACCUGUAAGAAUGAAGAUACAUGUAUUUUCAGAGUUGUUGUGUCUGAUAGAAUGUAAGUGAUGAAACAGUUCAUUCCUGAGAGCCUCAGAACAAACUGGAGAAGAGACCAGGGUUACACUGAAACUCUUCAAGUGAUUGGAACAAAGAAGAGGUUUUGGUACAUGGAGAUGAUCCCAUUCUUCAGUGUGCUUUGGACCUUGCAGUGGCUCAUCUUUUUGUACUGAAUCUUCUAUGAUAAUUGUACAAUUUCUCAAGAUUUGCUUCUACCUAUCAUGAUGGAAAGUUGAGAUUUAAAAGAUUAGAGGUACAUUGAAGG
Messenger RNA from Octodon degus (degu), 2499 nucleotides. RefSeq names its product U2AF homology motif kinase 1 (gene Uhmk1). Gene Ontology annotation, cellular component: nucleus; neuronal ribonucleoprotein granule. The transcript has 8 exons. The coding region runs from base 164 to 1423 and encodes 419 amino acids. Gene Ontology annotation, molecular function: RNA binding; ribonucleoprotein complex binding; ATP binding. NCBI's taxonomy places the organism in Eukaryota, Metazoa, Chordata, Mammalia, Rodentia, Octodontidae. The record is from RefSeq and is a predicted model, not a curated record. Gene Ontology annotation, biological process: positive regulation of translational initiation; peptidyl-serine phosphorylation; regulation of protein export from nucleus.